Molecule: messenger RNA, 378 nt
Organism: Coccidioides immitis RS
Lineage: Eukaryota; Fungi; Ascomycota; Eurotiomycetes; Onygenales; Onygenaceae
Exons: 5
Coding region: 1-378 (125 amino acids)
Source: RefSeq, a predicted model, not a curated record
AUGGGCCAACAGAGUUCCAUUAUCACGCCCAUCAAACUCGCCCUGUCGAGAAAGUUGGAUGAAAUGCUCCAGGCGUACGAGGCAUGCGGCAAGUACGGCUGGCAUAUGAAAUACGCGAUGGGAAUCAAAGAGUCUCCGUUGCAGAUGGCCGAAGGGGGGCCUUUUUGUGUUGCUCAGAUCCCAGCAUUCCGAGCGGGAAGACCAUUUUCCAAUUCAACAUCGUUACAUCGCAUGGUUUCUGAUAUCUUUGAGAGAUUUGAGCGUGAUCAUGGCUUGAUAGCACAGGCGUCACGGUAUCUUGACACACACGCCCGUGCGAGGGCAGGGGGAUGGGUCCCCGUCAGGUUUGAAUUUCUCCGUGGCUACUUCCAAAGGUAA